AUGUGCAUCAAGAACCCAUACAACUUUCCGAAGCCUGAUAGAGCCAAGCAAUGGAUGGUCCGAAUCUUGGGGGAGGGUGUCUUACUCGCCGAGGGUAAUCCACACAAGCAACAGCGCAAAGCCCUAUCUCCAGGCUUCUCAACUCAAUCCAUCAAGGCUUUGACACCUAUCUUCUGGCGAAAAUCCCUGCUCUUGUCUAAGCUCUGGGAGCGAGACAUGCUCGUCGAAAAGACGCGCACCAAAAAAAUUGAAAUCCUAGAAUGGCUCAACAGGACCACUCUGGACAUCAUCGGAGAAGCUGGCUUCGGCACUGACCUCGACUCCCUCGAGCACCCCGAAACCCCGAUCCGUGAAGCCUACCGCCUUGUCUUUGCUUUCGACAUAAGUUCCCGUCUGUUCCACGGGCUCGCCGCCUUCAUUCCGCAGACGAAGUAUCUGCCCGCGAAGAUGAACCGUGAUGUACUUCAAAGCCGCAACAUCAUCAUCAGUAAGGCGAACGACAUUAUACGCCAGAAGCACCAAAAGACGCAUGCCAAAGAUAAAGACAUCAUUGCACUCAUCGUUAAGGAUAACAUGAAGAUGGAAGCCGCGGGCGAGGCUUCUCUAUCCUUCGAUACCAUGCGCGACCAGGUGAUGACUUUCCUUGGCGCCGGCCACGAUACAACGGCAACCGGUGUUGCUUGGACCAUUCAUCUGCUCUCAACGCAUCCCGAAAUUCAGCAGCGUGUCAGAGCAGAGAUCAAGCAACACUACCCCUUCCUCUUCGAUCCCACGACCCGCAGUGACGUCGAGCGUCUUUCAAAGCUUGACGCUGACAAUCUCCAUUACUUGGACAACGUAUGCCGCGAAUCCCUGCGGUACAUUCCGCCUAUCCCCAUGACAGUGCGCCAAUCCAUCGUCGAGGACCAGCUUGGUGGCUUCGAUAUUCCCGCUGGCACAACGGUAUACAUCCACGCCAACGCUAUACAUCGCCUGCCUUCUUUCUGGGGUGACAACGCUAAUACCUUUGACCCCGAUCGGUGGGAUCAUCUUCCUGCUGACCACACGUCCAACGCAUUCAUGACGUUCCUGCAAGGUCCGAGAGGUUGCAUUGGUCGUAAAUUUGCGGAGACGGAGAUGAAGUGUCUCGUCAUCUGUCUUCUGAGUAUGUACCGCUUUGAGCGUGAUAUCACUGUGGACAAUCCUGAGCUGUGGAAGAUGUGGCGGUUGGUUUUGAGACCAAGAGAUGGGAUUAGCUGCAAAGUUAGUGUGUUGGAGGAAGAGGAGAAGGCCGCCGUCCUUGUUUGA
This is a messenger RNA of Letharia lupina, 1287 nucleotides long. RefSeq lists its product as uncharacterized. The transcript is spliced from 2 exons. The record is from RefSeq and is a predicted model, not a curated record. Gene Ontology annotation, molecular function: iron ion binding; heme binding; monooxygenase activity. Bases 1 to 1287 code for a protein of 428 amino acids. NCBI's taxonomy places the organism in Eukaryota, Fungi, Ascomycota, Lecanoromycetes, Lecanorales, Parmeliaceae.